Molecule: messenger RNA, 1015 nt
Organism: Caenorhabditis angaria
Lineage: Eukaryota; Metazoa; Nematoda; Chromadorea; Rhabditida; Rhabditidae
Source: the annotation of a GenBank genome assembly
AUGUCUGAUGAAUACAGGUAAUUUUUGAAUUCCUAAUUAAAUGAUCAAUUAAUUAUUUAUUUUCCUAGAAGUUCUGACGACGAAGAUUACAACCCAGAAACCGAGGAAAAUCUCGAAGAAAAUGAAGUGGACGAUGAAGAAAUCCCUGAAAUAAAUCCCGAAGAAGAAGUUGAAGAAUAUGUUGAGCCAGAAGAAGAAAAAUCGAAAAGCGGUGCAGCUUCCAGUGACAUUGACGCACUUUUUGCCGAAUUGACUGGCGAGGAUCCGAUUUUGGCUGAAAUUAAUCGAAGGAAAAAAUUGGAAGAUGUGAAACCAUCGACUUCUUUGAAGUUUGAUGCGGAAAAAUAUGGAUCAAAAGGCGAUGGGAAUAAAGAUGGAGACGAAGAAGAUGAAGUAGAAAAGGUUGAAAAUGAGAAGGAGAAAACUGGGAAAAAGUGAGUUAUUUUGAAAAAAAUAGAAGUCCCUAAAUUUGCUUUGGUAGUGCACCAAGAAAUUCAAAUUUAAAAUUAAUUAAAAGUCAUAAAUUCACAUAGACAACCAAAAAACCACAUUUUUCAAAGGCUUUUUCAGAUUCAAGCCAAAGAUUAGAAAUUCUGGGUUCAAAAAAGCUAUUUUUUUUAAAUGAGACACUUUAAAUGUAUAAACUAUAAAAUUUUCGCGAAAUGUUCAUUAAAAGAUUUUGAUCUUACAAUUUAAUUAUUGCCCAGAUUUUUCCUGAAAGAUUAAAAAACCCCUAUUCUUCGAAGUUUCCCUAAUUAUUGAUUUUUGCAGACGAGUCGGUAUGCUUGAUGCAAUUCAAAGUCUCUCAAAACGCUCAAAAAUGUCAGUUCUCUCGAAAUCCGAAAAAGAUUGGAAGGAUUUCACUGAAACCGCAAAAAUCUCCGAAGAUUUAUCAAGUCAUAAUCGAGGAAAAGGCGGCUAUUUGAAUCGGAUGGAUUUUUUGAAUCGAACUGAUAAUCGACAAUUUGAAAAUGAAAAAGAAAUGCGAGCAAGUGCAAGGAAGGAUAAAAUUUGA